Messenger RNA from Medicago truncatula (barrel medic), 2734 nucleotides. RefSeq names its product protein IMPAIRED IN BABA-INDUCED STERILITY 1. Lineage: Eukaryota; Viridiplantae; Streptophyta; Magnoliopsida; Fabales; Fabaceae. The transcript has 9 exons. Gene Ontology annotation, molecular function: ATP binding; RNA polymerase II CTD heptapeptide repeat kinase activity. Bases 363 to 2435 code for a protein of 690 amino acids. Gene Ontology annotation, biological process: protein phosphorylation; positive regulation of transcription elongation by RNA polymerase II. Gene Ontology annotation, cellular component: cyclin-dependent protein kinase holoenzyme complex; nucleus. The record is from RefSeq and is a predicted model, not a curated record.
UACAUUAAAACUUUCUCUUUUUUCUUUCUCUUUCUCUUACAACAUCAAAAGACACAACACAACAACAAUGCAGACAUCAUCAUGUCCCACAAAUUCCUCUCAUCCUCCAAAAUCCUCCGUAGAUCUCGCAACUCACUCUCUCCAGUUCCAAGACAGAGAGAGAAAGACAAAAAAAGGGUUGGAUUGUAUUGCACUUUGCAUUUCAAGAAGAGAGAGAAACAAAAAAAAAACAUAAAACAAAAACAACCAUUUCUUGUUUCUUUUACCAUGUUUCUGUUUCUAGAUAUUAUUCUUUUUCCCUUCUGACUUUGCCAUUUUUUUUAUCUCGGAAGCGGAAGCAACCCGCUUCCGAGUUAAUCUAAAUGGGUUGUGUAAACUCCAAGAAAGCUCUGACCGGAGAAAUCGAUACGCUUUCUCCGGUUGGACCUUACGUUCAUUCGAGUUCUUCUCGAAAAAGGAGCAAUGGUUCAGGUAGAAGCAUGGUGGUGGAGGCUUCUGCUCAUUCUUCUAGAGAACAACAUUCUAGACAACAUUCUGGGGUUGUGACACAACAACCGGUUGACACGAAACCCGAGGAGUGGAAAAAGGGUGAUUUGAAUGUGAGGAUUGGUUCACAUAGGUUUGCUCAAGGUGAACAGAUUGCUGCUGGUUGGCCUUCUUGGCUUACUUCUGUUGCUGGUGAAGCCAUUCAUGGUUUGGUCCCUCUCAAAACUGAUGCUUUUGAGAAAUUAGAUAAGGUUGGACAAGGUACAUAUAGCAGUGUUUUCCAAGCACGCGAAGUCGAGACAGGGAGGAUGGUUGCCUUGAAGAAGGUGCGGUUGGACACACUUCAACACGAGAGCAUUAGGUUCAUGGCGCGGGAGAUAAUAAUCCUCCGCACACUUGAUCACCCGAACGUCAUGAAAUUAGAGGGUAUAAUCACUUCACAACUAUCAAAGAGUAUAUACCUUGUAUUUGAAUACAUGGAACAUGAUCUUGCUGGCCUAUUAUCUAACCCUGAUGUCAAGUUCACUGACUCACAGAUUAAGUGUUACAUGAGACAACUAUUGAGUGGACUCGAGCAUUUUCACCUACGAGGUAUCAUGCAUCGAGACAUUAAAGUAUCAAAUAUAUUAGUUAACAAUGAAGGCAUUCUCAAGAUAGGGGACUUUGGAUUAGCAAAUACCGUUAGCCCAAAUAGCAAGCAUCCUUUAACAAGUCGUGUAGUGACUCUAUGGUAUCGUCCUCCCGAGCUUUUGAUGGGAUCAACAAACUAUGGAGUUACGGUGGAUUUGUGGAGCGUAGGGUGUGUGUUUGCUGAACUUUUUAUGGGGAAGCCCAUCCUUAAGGGUAGAACUGAGGUGGAACAAUUGCACAAAAUAUUUAAGCUUUGUGGAUCUCCACCAGAAGAGUUUUGGAAAAAGAAUAAGCUUCCGCUUGCAACAAUGUUUAAGCCUCAGAUUAGUUACGAAAGCUCCCUUGAGGACAGGUGUCAAGGUUUUCUUCCUGCAACCGCUGUGAGCCUACUUCAGACUUUACUCUCUGUUGAUCCUUCCAAACGUGGUACUGCCUCCUCUGCACUUAUGUCCGAGUAUUUCAACACUGCGCCAUAUGCUUGUAACCCGUCACUCCUUCCAAAGUAUAUACCAAGCAAAGAAAUGGAUGCUAAAAAUCGGGAUGACGCGAACAGGAAAAAGAAUGGAGGUAAAGUGCGAGAGCGCGAGGCUGUAACAUCAGGAAGGCAAAGACGGGUCCAUAAAGUUCUUCAGGAUCCUAACAGUGCCGGCAAACCAGCUUUGAAAGAGGAAAUGCAGAAUAUUUCUCAAAACGCUCGUAGACAUGAUGAUGGUAAAGCACAUCAUACAAAAGGAAAAGUAGGACCUGUGAACAAAGAGCAACAGAAACAUUUGUUUGAUUCAAAAUCAGAUCAGGCUGCACAAAAGUCAAAUGCUUACAAUGGCUAUAGUGCAUACUCGGGACCAGUACCAGUCUCAGGAUCUAGUGGCUUUAAAUGGGCGAAAAGUAGAAAACUGGAUGCUUCGUCCAUUCUAUCAGAUGGAUCCAGAAGCAAAAUCAGUGCAAUGGAUCCAACUUUUGCGAAAGGCACAUAUGAUUUAACGAAACAUGGGAUGGAAGUUUCGGAAAGAAGACAUAAUUACAACACAAGCCAUGACGAUGAGACUUCCAAGCGUGUAGUAAAAAAGCAGCAGGGUCGUAAUGUAGAAUCGUUUGAUGUAUCUGAUAUAUACCAGUCCAAUUACUUCAUGGAUUUUGAUCUCACAGACAAACCAGAUGCUCAAAUGAAUCCACAGGACCACAGAAAUCAUGCCGAGCCUGUGGAACAAUCAGUACCAACGACGAUCCAAACAAAUAAAAAUGAUGAGUUGUUAGGUUGGAACGAAAACAAAGUGCGGCGGCAAUCUGGUCGUAAAUCAAGGCUGGGAAUAGACAAAUGAUGCAGGCAUAACUGGAAUAGCGUAAACUUAUCGACAUUGUCGCGAAUGAUGGACUCCAUUAAGGGCGACAUUCGACACAUAUUAACUUCUGACUUUAUCUCUUCUGACAGCUUCGGCGUUACUAUCCCUCCUUUUGUUCAUAAGAAGGUGUUCAUACAGUUUUAUCAUUGCAUAGGAGUAACAUUAAAAUAUACAGGAUCACAGUAACAGUGACCAAAUGGAAGAUAUUAUUAAAGAAAGAUUAACUAUUAUGAUAAAAUUUUGUUCUUAGCUUAGUACAUAAGUCUUUAUUCAUUUAA